Molecule: messenger RNA, 3249 nt
Organism: Yamadazyma tenuis ATCC 10573
Lineage: Eukaryota; Fungi; Ascomycota; Pichiomycetes; Serinales; Debaryomycetaceae
Source: RefSeq, a predicted model, not a curated record
AUGUCACUAGAUUCAGGAGAGCGUGAUGUUAGGAGCAAAAAUAGUCUUCAACUCUCCCUCAAUGAAUCGAGCCGUUUAUCAAUCGAUACCAGUGUCAAUUUAAAUGACGAUUUGGCCAACGAGUCAGAUGUAUCGGGGUCAUUUAUUUCACAACCAACUAAUUCCCAUAGGCGGCACGAGUCGAUUGCAUCAUUCCGAAAUAGCAUGGACGCAGAGAGCAGUUUCCUGUCUUCCGUGUACUUCCAGAACCUCAAUUCAGCAUUUGAUGAUGUCUCCAGUGAACCAAGUUCAAUCUCUCCGCUAGGACCUAAUUCCAUAUAUGAAUUGACCAUUGCAUCAGAUUUGGCUCGUGCAAGACGCAGAGCUUCAAAGACCCAAGUUACACUAAACGGUGGUGUCACAACCGUAUAUAAUUUGAAAGUUCCUACGACUAAGGAUAUCCCACCAAUACAGCUUGAAAAGCUCAAGAAGAUAACCAAUGAUGAGAUAGCUUCCAAACUACUUAAAGAUAUCGAUGCCGAGUAUAAGAUGUUUGAUGACAGUUAUAAGUCUUUGACGACCGACACCCUUCAGAAAUUUACGGAGGCUGCAGCUAAAGAUGUUAGCGUUGAUGUCUCAUCUACCAUAGAUGGUGACAAAUUUUCAACUGAUUCCAAUUACAAUGGAAUAAACGAACAACUUAAUGAUAAAAUACCCACAGUGUUUUCAGACCCUAAAUUUAGACUCGACGAUCCUAGAGUCUUCAAGAAAGUUAUUGGUGAAUACAAUAUUUUACCUGAUAUUGAUGAUUUGGAGAGUGGUGGUUCUUCCAAACAGAAUAUUGCAAGCAACAACCAACUACAAGACAAAUUGUCCCAUUAUUUGGACUCGGUAGAAAUUAGUCUCAUCGAUGAAAUCUCUAAAUCUUCUAACUCAUUUUUCAGUACUAUCGAAGAUAUCAAAACAGUUCAAAACAAGUCCGAAGAAUGCGUUGAUCAGUUUAAAAAAAUAAAAAAGCAUUUGGAGGAAUUGGAAUCAGAGGAAAAUACUGCAGGUUUGAGGAUUUUGAGCUUGAUAAUGGAACGAAAGAAGAUUGAAAUGUUGGAAAGCUCAAUAAUCCAAAUAAAAUAUGUGACUUCCUUAUGCGAAUUAGCCCAAUCUUCAUUCAGUAAAGGCAACAACGCAAAAUGCUUGAAUGAAAUAUUGCUAGCAGAAGGAUUGAUAUAUGGUAAAGAUAUAUGUGAUAUUCCCCCUGAGUCCUCCGUUACACUACCAAAGCUUAGAUAUCCUUUGUUGGAUAUAUCGGGAUUACCAGCAUUAUUCAAUCUUCAGAAUGAUCUCCAGAAUUUGAAAAAUCAAUGUUCGAGAGGUUAUAUAAUCGACUUUAAUGAUUUAUUGAUUGAAGAUUUGAAGUCACACUACUCUCAAGUGCCCCUUUCAGAUACAUUGAAUAGAAUGUAUUACGGGGUGGAUAAGUCCAAGACUUUCAACCCAAAAGAUUUGAAUAACUCCUAUCAGUUGAUGAGCGAUACAACAAAAGCUAGUCUCAAGGAUUAUGUGGAGAAUUUGGUAAAAUCUGGCCACUUAUCCCAAUCUUUUCAGUCUUACCAAGAUAGAAUCAUCGUUGAGGUUAAAGACAUUAUAAAAAUGCAUAUUCCUAAAGGAUUGGCUCUGGCAGACAACUCAAACGCACCAUCGAGAUCCGCCUCCGCUGCUCCUGAACCACAAGGCCCACCUGAACUGAAUCAGGGUUCUGGUUCAUUGUCAUCAAUCUUGAAGAGUUUAUCCUCAAAGGAGUUCGAAUUAAUGUUGGUUAAGAUUUUUUGUGGAUUGUCCGAAUGUUUCCGUCGGUUAACCUUACAGCAAAAGAUUUUGUUGGACUUAGCUUUGUCUUCUAUCCCCCCAUCGGAGGAAGUUAACGUGAUGGUUUUUGACUUGACUUUGGCUAUCAACAAAGCUAUAGAAUUGACCCAAUUGAGGUUAUCUAAAAUUAUCAAUGUCAGAUCUGAGCAACUCGCCGAUUCUCCUGUCACUGUUUACACUAGGUUCUAUUCACUUUGCUCAACGUACUUACAGGAAUGUGAGUUGAUAAACCCGGGAUAUGUUGCCAGUGGUGCAGGAAGCUCUUUAAAUGACUGGGUAAAGAAUCACGUGAGUUAUUUUGUUCAUAGAUUUCAUCUGAACUGCUUGAAAUCUAUUGCUCACGAGGCUGAUAAAGAAGUCUGGAGAGAAGUUACUGAUGAUAUGGCUUUGACUGUUACCCAGAAUCAAUUAAACGAAAUUAUAUUAUACUCCAAAUCCUUCGAAGGUCGAAAUCUAAGCCCAGUUAUUGAUGAAUGGAGGAAGUUACUUGUUCUCUUCAAUUACGGUUCUGUUGAGGAAUUAAAAGUCCAACCUAAAGAAGAUAUAACCAAACUUACGAUUGAAAAGGAGUCAUUUAUGGUUCCCAAGCUAGCAUUGACUUCAAUCCGCCAUGUACGUGAUUAUCUAAUCGUUUCAAGGAUCUUUCAAAUCCGGAACUCCCCUAUUGAAAAUAACGUCUUGAACUUUUUCAAAUUGCUUAAUGCUAAAACAGCGCAUGCUAUCUUGAAUGCCGGUGCUACAAGAACUGCUGGGUUGAAACACAUAACCACAAAACAUUUGGCAUUAUCGAUUCAAGAAGCUGAAUUCAAUAUAGCUUUACUUGCACAUGUUUCAACAAUAUUCAAAAGCAUUUCAAAAAGCAUUUCUCCACAGCCACCGAACAUAAAUCAAGCACAAGGUGGAUCCGAAGAGCUUACUUUCAGCAAAAUUAUCAACACGUUCAAGGACCAUGAAAGUGAAUUAUGUUCCAAAUUGGUGUCAAUAAUGUACGACAGAACGGUGACUCAUUGUAAUGGCAUUGUUAAAAUUGACUGGACUGAACCUUUAAUGCACCCCAAGCAAUGUCAUACGUACAUGGAAGUUUUGGUGAAGGAAACGUUAACAGUAGCAAAAGUUUUACAAAAAUACCUUCCUGAGGUUAAGUACUCAUUAAUAUUGCUGCAAAUUUUCAACAAUUACAAGAAAUUAUUGGUUGAAUGCUUCUGUACACAGUUGCCUCAAUUCAAAGACUUCAACGAAAAACAUUCAUUAUUGAAGGAUAUUGACUACUUUAGAGUCAAGCUAUGUGAGCUACCAGGAUAUGCUACUUCAGGACAAGUAAUUUGGGAGAACGUCAAUGCUCUUCCAACAAUUGAAGAUAUGACUAUGGAUGAGGUAAUGAGACACAAUAUUGAAGGAAGAACCUAA